Molecule: messenger RNA, 588 nt
Organism: Marmota flaviventris (yellow-bellied marmot)
Lineage: Eukaryota; Metazoa; Chordata; Mammalia; Rodentia; Sciuridae
Gene: Erln
Product: endoregulin
Source: RefSeq, a predicted model, not a curated record
GACAACCAACAACAGAAAAGCCGAGGCUGUCGGACAGCAGCUGGCUGUCAGCCUCAAGGAGGAGCUCCAGGCUCCAGGAGCUUGUGCUGAGAAGUGCCCAGGAGAGCUGCGGAGGGCCAGGGAAACGGUGUGCACGAAAGAGAUACGAGGUGGUGGCCAGGGGCCCGAGGGGAGGCACGCAGACACCCUGAUCCGGGCUUCCUUUCUCGCCUCCCCAACAGCUACGUUCCAGGUUUAUAUGGACCAAGCGGCAAUCCAGAAGACCGCCUGGCAUGAUGAGUUUUGGGAGAACCCCUGGGAGCUGGGGGGCCUGAUAGUGAUUGGCUUAUUUAUCUCCACAGUCCUGUUUCUCUUCAUGUUUGCUGUUGUGUUUGGUUUAAUCCCUCCACUGGAGAAGACAGAAUAUGAAGAGGAUUGAUGUGACUUCCUGGGGGCCAAGAAGACGAGAGGUGAGAGAAGCAACGGAUAAGAAGGUCCCCCAAUAGAUUCCCAGCCCAGCCAGCAACAUGAAGAGGACACACAUACACACACACACACACACCAAAAACAACCAAACCAAAUGAAGUAAAAAAUUCCUUUUCAAAUCUG